AUGCACCGCCGCGGCAACGAGCUACUCUGCGUUCCUCACCCGAUCGCCCAUCGUAUCGGCGUCCGGAUCCCACUCCCCCUCCUCGCCGGGACAAUUGGGACGCAUCGUGGCCGCCCCACCGUCUGCAAGAAUGAUCAAGUUGGGACCAUACGCGAUGGAGGGAUGAUCGCGAUCGAGGACAGACCCCAGGGUACGCCAAGAGAGAGAGGUACCCCCUCGAACAACGUAGAGGACAAGUCGAUUCCAUUCCUCAGAAUAGAUGGACGUGGACUCCGCCCCGCCCCGUUGCUCCCCUCCCUUCUAGAAGAGCACCGUUCUCGACUCCCCCCCUCCACGAUUCUCGCCCAGCCCCCGAUACUUCAAACUUAUCGCGUUCCGUCCCAAUCGAGGCCUAACCCUAAGUGGGAAGCUGCAGCUAGACCAGUGGCAAACCCGGAAGACCAGACUGAGGGAUCCCUUUUUAGCUGGAACUCCUCGGGGAUCCAAACGCGGCCCUUGGCACCUGCGAGUCCGGACACACCUUGGACUAAAGCAUCCACCGUUGGUACAGCUGGUUCCUCUAGCGCUUCCAAGCCCCACGAGAGUAUAAUUUCGUAUCCCGCUUCCUCUCGCGAAUUGAUAUCGAAGUUCCCCAUCCAGUUAAUCCCAGGGUCCUCCCGAGUGGAAGUCGAACAGUGGCUAUCACGAAUCGCUGCUGCCGGACAGCUCCUGCUUGUGAGCUCUCAAGGGGACCCGAAGAUCCAAUCCUACCAGGAGCCAAACAACGGCUCACGCCCCCUUCCCGCGUUAACCAAUCCGGUUUCAGCCAUGCAGCUCUGGCGUGUUGAGGCUCUGAAAAAACAGUACUCCCUUAAAUGGGUUCAACAGAUGCGCAUCCCGCAAGAGGAAUACUUCAAGGCUAUAGCCUACAGAGAUCGCGCGAUCAGCGAACUCCGUGAAUCCGAGAAUGUUAUUGCCAAGUUCAAGUCGGCGGCCCACACGUUGGAUAAUUACGCCAACUGGCGCUGGUCGGAUAGAGCUCGAGCAAAAGGGCCUCGGGGGGCCUUCGACUACCAACGCGCCGUCCAAGCGCCUUCGAAGGAGCGCCGCCUCGCUCUCUGGGCUCGUGCUGGUUAUUUCGUGAAUGACCCCAGCAAACCGGAGCCACUGGAUGCCACUCACAGGGAAUGGGCGGAAGAACUAUGGGACAAGGACAACAAACAGGCGGUGAAAGAGGGACACGCGAAUGCUUUUCUAGCGGUCCUCCUAUUUGAAGACAGGAUUACGGAGUUGGGCCUUCCUUCUAAUCUUGAGCCCGAAUCCGACGAUGAACACCGUCUCAUCCCUAACAAGUACGCCAGCAGAAGAGCCCUAGAUGGAGAGGACAGUGAUUAUUAG
Messenger RNA from Dacryopinax primogenitus, 1377 nucleotides. RefSeq lists its product as uncharacterized. The transcript has a single exon. Lineage: Eukaryota; Fungi; Basidiomycota; Dacrymycetes; Dacrymycetales; Dacrymycetaceae. The record is from RefSeq and is a predicted model, not a curated record. Bases 1 to 1377 code for a protein of 458 amino acids.